AGCAGGUGGCGCAGCAUCAGCAGCACGCCUGCAGAAGCGGAAGUGACAAUACGUCACAAUAGUGCGCCCCUCCACGUGCAAGAGCGUUUCAGUCACAUUGGCAGUUCCUCAGCAGCACCAUGAAGCGCCCAAAGUUAAAGAAAGCGAGCAAACGUAUCUCAUGUUCCAAACGUUACAAAAUACAGAAGAAGGUCCGCGAGCACCUCAAGAAGCUCAGAAAAGAGGCGAAGAAGAAAGGAGUGAGCAAACGAGUGAAGAAGGACCCAGGCGUGCCCAGCAGUGCUCCCUUCAAAGAGGAGGUGCUCAGGGAGGCAGAGCAGCGGAGGCUACAGAUUGAAGAAGACAAGGAGAAAAAGAGACAAACAGUAAUAGAGGAGCGAGCCAAGAGGAAGAAGAAGGAAAAGUCUGCAAUUAAAGAAACUGAACCCAACGCCAAGAAGGCUCGGAAGGAGAAUGGGAAGAAUUUACAGGCUGGCCCAGACAGGAAUUCAAAACAGUUCCUUUGUAGUGAAUUAAAUAAGGUGAUUGAUGCAUCUGAUGUAGUGAUUCAAGUCCUUGAUGCCCGUGAUCCUCUGGGGUGCAGGUGUCCCCAGCUGGAGGAGGCGGUGCUGCAGAGGGACGGCAACAAGAAACUACUCCUGCUUUUAAACAAAAUAGACCUGGUACCAAAGGAGAAUGUGGAGAGGUGGAUACAGUGUUUACAAAAGGAGUUUCCAGUUGUGUUGUUUAAAGCAUCAACACAGAUUCAGGACAAAACAGUGCAAGCCAAGAAGAGCAGGAUUGUGGCCUCAAACGAAGUCCUCGACAGAUCCAGAGCAGCAGCCUGUUAUGGAAGCAGCGGCCUCGCUGAGCUGCUCUCAACUUACGCUACUAACACAAAGGAUGAAGUUUCACUCAAAGUGGGUGUAGUCGGUUUUCCUAAUGUGGGGAAGAGUAGUCUGAUCAACAGUAUGAAGGGGAUCCUGGCCUGUAACUCUGGAGUCAAGAGGGGAAUCACAAAAUCCAUGCAGGAGGUGCACAUCACAAAGAAUGUGAAGCUAAUAGACAGCCCCGGAGUCGUGGCAUCGCCAUCCAACCCAGCAGCUUCUAUGGCGCUCAGGAGCCUGCAGGUGGAGGAGGGCCAGGAGACUGUGUUGGAGGCCGUCAGGACUCUGCUCAAACAGUGUGACAAGUCACAGAUCAUGCUUCAGUACACUCUGCCAGACUUCAGAAACUCUCUGGAGUUCUUGACCAUGUUUGCCAAAAGGCGUGGUUAUCUACAGAAAGGUGGAGUCGCUAACACAGAGCAAGCAGCUGCGGCUUUCCUUGCUGAUUGGACAGGAGCGAAGAUGAGUUACCACUGUAAGGCAACAGAGUGCAAGAGCCUCCCUGCGUACCUGUCUGACGCUGUGGUCGCUGAGAUGAAGAACGGCUGGGACCUGACCAAACUGGAAACGGGAAACAAAGAAUGUCUGCACGGUGUGAAAUGUCCAAACCAGGCCAGCAGUAUAGGCUUCACGACUAAAGGGCCGACUGCAGGUCUGCUGAGCAUCAGUGAAGUCAGCGAGGUAAAACCUCAUGCUACAACCACAGAGAGUGAAGCAAUGCAGAAUGAUGAGCCUGAACAAACGCCUGAGGAGCCAAAUAAAACAGAAGGGUUGGAGAAACCACCGGCGACGUCACUCAUAAAAAACCCCCUCAAAGUGCGGUUUCCCAUCGACAUCAAAGCUUCAGUAAAUGACGCCUAUGACUUCAACAUGGACUAUAAAUGAGCUUCACCUUUUCACUGCUUCUAAGAUAACUCAUGGUCUGAGGAUGUAGACCUGGACUCGUGGCCUCCCCCAACUGCUGAAACCUGGAGGACAGUGGAAGUUUACCAUACGAGAACUGACCUUUAUUCUAGACAACAGUUUUCAUUUGAUAGCAUUGAAUUGUUUGUCUGGGGUUUAUCUGCUGUCCAGGAGAUGCAAUGAUUGGUGCCUAUGUAUUAAUCACUGACUUCUCCUUUUACAAUGUCAUGGGGUAAUUAGCAGUAUCUUGUCAAUACAGAAUCGUGUAAAUAGCUGACUUACUAUAAAUGUAAUAAAUCCUCUAUAAAGCCCUUUUCCCCCCGAAA
Messenger RNA from Hippoglossus stenolepis (Pacific halibut), 2095 nucleotides. RefSeq names its product guanine nucleotide binding protein-like 3 (nucleolar) (gene gnl3). Gene Ontology annotation, molecular function: GTP binding. NCBI's taxonomy places the organism in Eukaryota, Metazoa, Chordata, Actinopteri, Pleuronectiformes, Pleuronectidae. The transcript is spliced from 15 exons. Gene Ontology annotation, cellular component: nucleolus. The coding region runs from base 120 to 1751 and encodes 543 amino acids. The record is from RefSeq and is a predicted model, not a curated record.